Nerophis ophidion (straightnose pipefish) is the source of this 817-nucleotide messenger RNA. Its product is annotated as dual specificity protein phosphatase 13B-like. The transcript is spliced from 4 exons. The record is from RefSeq and is a predicted model, not a curated record. Bases 160 to 759 code for a protein of 199 amino acids. Gene Ontology annotation, molecular function: protein tyrosine/serine/threonine phosphatase activity; MAP kinase phosphatase activity. Lineage: Eukaryota; Metazoa; Chordata; Actinopteri; Syngnathiformes; Syngnathidae. Gene Ontology annotation, biological process: negative regulation of MAPK cascade; protein dephosphorylation. Gene Ontology annotation, cellular component: cytoplasm.
UGAAGCGCUGAUGUUAAAAUAGCCGGAGAGGUUGCCGGGUAGAUUAUGGCAGUGGCCGCGGAGGAGGAGGAAGAAAAAGAGGAGGACGACGACGUUUGUGUGGCUCGUACUUUUGAGACGUGAGGAGUUUGAAGAUAAGAGAAAGUGGAGCAUCAGGUCAUGCCUCGAGGUCUGAGGAGCUUAGAGAGCCCGGAAGGCGGACCUAGCAGGUACGAGAGCCCCCCGGCGUCGGAACUGCAGCGGCUGAUGUGGACCAAGAAAGGCAGCGAGAGUCACCACAUGGACCAGGUCCAGUCGAGGAUCUACUUGGGAGACAUGCGUGCGGCCAAAGACAAGAGGAGCCUGCAGGCUCACCGCAUCAGCCACGUGCUCAACGCCGCCCACGGCAAGUUCAACGUCAACACGGGCGCCGCGUUCUACCGCGACACCAAGAUCACGUAUCACGGCGUGGAGGCCUUCGACAUGGUGACCUUUAACCUCACGCCCUUCUUUUACCCGGCAGCUGACUUCAUCAAGAGAGCUCUGGGCUCACCCACAGGUGGAGUGCUGGUCCACUGCGCCAUGGGUCUCAGCCGCUCAGCCACCCUAGUCCUGGCCUACCUCAUGAUCCACGAGAGGAUGACGCUCCCCGAGGCCAUCAAGGCCGUUAGCGCCAACAGAAACAUUUCGCCCAACGCCGGCUUCCUGCAGCAGCUGCGAGAGCUCGACAACGAGCUGCAGCGCCAUCAAGGGGUCGGGAGGUGCGACGUGCGGACUUAAAGUUCCACUUCCAAGGUUGGAAGUGGAGUGAAAUAAAAGAACUGUUUUGAUUUCUUGA